Molecule: messenger RNA, 2814 nt
Organism: Spinacia oleracea (spinach)
Lineage: Eukaryota; Viridiplantae; Streptophyta; Magnoliopsida; Caryophyllales; Amaranthaceae
Product: subtilisin-like protease SBT5.6
Exons: 6
Coding region: 269-2623 (784 amino acids)
Biological process (GO): proteolysis
Molecular function (GO): serine-type endopeptidase activity
Source: RefSeq, a predicted model, not a curated record
CCAAAACAGACCCUCCACAACUGGCAUACUACAAAUUUUGGAUUCUUUCAUUCAGUUGAAUCAUGUUGAGAAAAAGCAUUUGCUUCCAUUGGUUGCAACCUGUUUAAUAAUUGUAUUUCAACUGUUAAGUAAAAAUAAAAAUCCAAAAUCUUGAAAAGAUAACCCCCAAUAUUCUAUGAGAUUCUACUAGUACAAAUACCACUCAUAGUUCUACAUCUUCUUUUAUCCCAAAAACAAAACCAAAGUGAUAAAAAAAAAACCUUGAUCAAUGGAGAUAAUCUCAAAAAUCUUAUUUCUCUUCUUUUUCCUCCUCCCAAUUCUAGCUGCCUCCUCGGAAAAUCAGGUUUAUAUAGUAUACUUGGGAGGGCAUAAGGGAGAUAAAGAAGUACAUGAGAUAGAACAAUUUCAUCACUCUUACUUAGCCUCUGUUAAGGAAACAGAGCAAGAGGCUAGAGCAUCUAUGCUUUACAGUUACAAACAUAGUAUUAAUGGCUUUGCUGCUACUCUUACUCCCGAUCAAGCCUCUAAACUAUCUGAAUUGGAGGAAGUGAUAUCGGUGUUUCGAAGCCAUCCAAUGAAGCACGAAAUGCAUACAACAAGGUCAUGGGAAUUCGUAGGGUUGGAGGAAGGAAUCAAAACAACACAGAUGCACUCUCAUACAGCGGGGAUGACUCAAGGUUUACUGUCAAAAGCAAAGUAUGGACACAAUGUCAUCGUCGGGGUCUUAGAUAGUGGAUUUUGGCCUGAAUCAAAGAGCUAUAGCGACGAAGGCAUGGGACCAAUCCCUAAAUCAUGGAAGGGUAUCUGCCAAACUGGGGAUGCUUUCACCUCCUCUCAUUGUAAUAGGAAAGUAAUAGGAGGCCGGUACUACGUGAAGGGGUACGAGAGCGUGUAUGGCCCAUUAAACCGAACGUUGGACUACCUAUCUCCACGUGAUAAAGAUGGCCACGGAACACACACCAGUUCAACAGUCGGAGGUCGAGCAGUCCCUGAUGCUGCCUUCAUGGGAGACUUAGCAGAGGGAACAGCUUCUGGGGGUGCCCCAUUGGUUCACCUAGCUAUCUACAAGGUAUGUUGGGCUAUUCCUGGGCAAGACAAGGUUGAUGGGAAUACGUGUUUUGAAGCAGACAUGUUGGCUGCCAUGGACGAUGCAAUCAACGACGGUGUACAUGUCUUGAGUAUUUCAAUUGGGACGUCGCAGCCAACAGGGUACGCGCAAGACGGCAUUGCAAUUGGAGCUUUGCAUGCAGUUAACAAGGGUAUUGUUGUGUCUUGUAGUGCUGGUAAUUCUGGACCUCAUCCUGGGACUGUGGCAAACACUGCACCAUGGAUUAUCACUGUUGGGGCUAGUAGUGUGGAUAGGAAGUUUAAUGCUCCUGUUGUACUUGGCAAUGGAUUCAUCCUUGAGGGUCAAACAACUACCACUUAUCGGUUGGACAAUGUUACAUAUCCACUCGUUUAUGCCGGAGAUAUAACUGUACCUAAUGUCACUCAAGAAUUAGCUGGGCAAUGCCUUCCAAAUAGUCUGUCAUCAGAAAAGGCUAAUGGUAAAAUAGUAUUUUGCAUAAGAGGAAAUGGAACAAGAGUUGGUAAAGGGUUGGAGGUUUUAAGGGCAGGGGGGAUUGGCUACAUAUUGGGUAAUGCUAAAGGACAAGGAGAAGAGAUUGUUGCUGAUCCCCAUGUUCUUCCUGCAACUGCUUUGGGUGAAUAUGGAGCAAUGCAAAUUCUCAAGUAUAUCAAAUCCACCAGAUAUCCAGCUGCCAAGAUCUACCCAGCAAAUACACAAGUAGGCACAUCACCAGCACCUUUCAUGGCCUCUUUCACUAGUAGGGGACCCAGUGUUCUUGAUCCUACUAUUCUCAAGCCUGAUAUUACGGCCCCCGGUUUGAACAUAUUGGCAGCAUGGAGUGAGGCAGAUGCACCAACUAAGUUGGCUGCAGAUGACAGGAGAGUGCAGUGGAAUAUUUACUCAGGAACGUCAAUGUCAUGUCCUCAUGUAUCUGCUGCUGCUGCGCUCCUUAAAGCUAUCCAUCCUACUUGGAGUUCUGCUGCCAUUCGAUCUGCUCUCAUUACCACAGCUGGUCUGAAGAACAACAAUGAAUCUCUAAUAACUGAUUCUAUGGGCAACCAAGCAGACGCUUUUCAAUACGGAGCGGGUCAUUUCCGACCCACAAAAGCAGCAGACCCUGGUCUUGUAUAUGAUGCAUCUUACACUGACUACUUGACUUACCUUUGCAGUUUAGGAAUGCCAGGUUUUGAUACAUCAUUCAAAUGUCCACAAAAACUACCCAAGACAAAUGACUUAAACCAGCCUUCCCUUGCAAUUCCCAAACUCAAUGGAACUAUGACAGUCACAAGGACAGUAACAAAUGUUGCUAAAGGAAAGAGUUAUUACUUUGCUUCUGUCAAGCCACCAAUGGGAUACAAAGUUAACAUCUCACCAAAUAUAUUGGUUUUCAAGCAUAAAGGACAGAAGAAAACCUUCAGUAUCACAGUUGAAAAGGAGAGAGAUGUAAUUUCUAAUACCCAAGCAGCCAACGGACAGGAGUACCAAUUCGGGUGGCUCACUUGGUAUGAUGGCAUUCAUACUGUCAGGAGUCCUAUGGCUGUCUCUUCUGUAUAAUCCACUUUUUUAGGUUUCAGGAGGUUAUAUUUUCCUUGUUUUCUAAACUGAUUUCUAGCUACAAUGAAAUAGAUUAGGGUACGUAUGGUAGAAUGUUUACUUACAGUAUUUAUCAAAAGUCCAAAUCUCAAUUUUUACUAAAAUGUCAUGAUUUCUUAUCAUAUCAUAAGUUAAUUCCUUAAUUUCAUAGA